Penicillium digitatum Pd1 is the source of this 1743-nucleotide messenger RNA. RefSeq names its product Lectin C-type domain protein. The record is from RefSeq and is a predicted model, not a curated record. Lineage: Eukaryota; Fungi; Ascomycota; Eurotiomycetes; Eurotiales; Aspergillaceae.
AUGAACAUCUUGAUCCAGAGCGAACGAGAUGUGGCUGGUCAAAUUCCACUUAACUAUGUGACGAACCCGGCUGUGUCACUAUCAGCUGCCUGCUUUGGAAACCGCAUUUAUGAUCUAGAAGACGCUGCAAAAUGUUUUUCUAACCUUCUCGCAAUCGGGUACCGACGUUUCGCCGUUGAUCUAUAUUGGUCGGUCAACCGUAGGACUUGGUCUUUCUGUCCGGUAUCUGUUCCAGUUGUAUCUGGAGUGACUGUGACCUCAGAGACAUCCACAACCACGGCAACAGCUAGUUCGGACUCUGCGACUGUCACCGGUUAUGCCGAUUCCCAUGGACACACUCUUUAUGAACUAGGCUCAUACAAGUGCACCGACGGCCUCGAUCCCUACGCCUUGGCGGAAGUGCUUGUGGGUUAUUUCCGAGAUACAAACUCACGUUUGACGGUGUACACAACGUAUCUCGUUCUCAAUCUCCAUGUCGCUGCAAGUGACUCCACGCCAGAUGAGCUGGCUUCUGCCAUAUCAGGAGAUCAACUGCCAUCGGGAACUGAGCUAGCCGGCUCAAUUCUUGGGAUGGCUCUUGAGGACUUUAUCUAUAGCCCGGCUCAGCUUGCCUCGGACCGAAGCAAUUUAAACCAGUCGUGGUAUAAGGUCGAGCAGGGCUAUUUGCCCAUCACAGAGUACUUCACCGUCCAUGAAAAUAAAGCGGGUGAGCAGAGCACCCCAGAUGGCUGGCCAUCAUCAAAGUAUAUUCAGCUCGCAAAACGUGACCGAGUGCUCAUCGAAUACGGCUCUAUUGAUUCCCAACUGGUGAAAUGCAAUCUGUCUACUGAAGAAAAUUUGGUCUUUCCUCCUGGUUAUCUGACUUCCAAUGUGAAGAUCUCCGCAGCCACCAACGGCAGUGUUACUUCAAACUGUCUGUAUGAGUCUGGGCUCACACGCGUGCCCCAAACUUACUCAUCAUGGGCUAUAUCUAGCCCCCUCCCUGUCCCCGAUGGUCUUUCCACAGAUGAGACGAUGGGCUCACUAUCAAACUUUCUCUCUAGCAUUACAGCUUGUGGUCUCUCGCCAAUGCUCAACACCACCCUCUUCGAUCAAACUGCAGACCAACAAGUUGAAUAUUACCGUAAUGUCUCCCUCUCCUCUUCCUGGGCUUGGGCCGUUGGCCAGCCACACGAUGCAAAAUAUGGCGGUGGCGACGGUGAUCCCAAGUAUGAUCGCUGUGCGGUCAUGGACCUAACGCUGAACGGCCGCUGGCGAUCCACGAACUGCACUGAACAGCGGUAUGGCGCCUGUCGAAUCGGCAAUUCGCCUUUCUCUUGGGUCCUGUCAGACACGGCCGAACAUUUCUCCAACUUGUCGAACACCUGUCCUCCAGGAUCGAGCUUCGCUGUACCCCGCACUGGUCUCGAAAACACGCAUCUCUACAGACAUAUUCUCUCUCUGCCAGAGACAAAAAUCGACCUGAGUUCCACAGAUCCCGCCCUUCGAGAGGUCUUUGUAGACUUUAACUCAAUAGAUGUUACAUCCUGCUGGGUAUCCGGUGGCUAUAAGGCCAGGUGUCCUUAUGCCUCCGAUCCGCAGCAACUCGAGCGCAAAACUGUGCUUGUAGCCGCGAUUGCGGGUAUCAUCGUUCUUCUUAUCACAGCCCUGACUUUCUUUGUCAAGUGCAACGCCAACCGCCGAAAUUCCCGGCGCAGAAGGCGUGUCAUCGAAGGAUGGGAAUAUGAAGGUAUUCCCUCCUGA